GUUGGUGGGACCAAGACCGGCGUGGUGCGCUACGUGGGAGAGACAGACUUUGCCAAAGGAGAGUGGUGUGGUGUGGAGCUGGAUGAGCCCCUGGGGAAGAACGAUGGGGCAGUGGCUGGUACAAGGUAUUUUCAGUGCCCUCCCAAGUUUGGCCUCUUUGCUCCCAUCCACAAGGUGAUCCGCAUUGGGUUCCCAUCAACCAGCCCCGCCAAGGCCAAGAAGAGCAAGAGAAUGGCCAUGGGGGUGUCUGCCUUGACCCACAGCCCCAGCAGCUCCUCCAUCAGCUCUGUCAGCUCGGUGGCAUCCUCUGUUGGGGGCAGGCCCAGCCGCAGCGGGCUGCUGACAGAGACCUCGUCUCGAUAUGCCCGAAAAAUCUCUGGCACCACAGCUCUCCAGGAGGCCCUGAAGGAGAAGCAGCAGCACAUUGAACAGCUGCUGGCAGAGCGUGACCUGGAGCGGGCUGAGGUGGCCAAAGCCACCAGCCACAUCUGUGAGGUGGAGAAGGAGAUUGCCAUCAUGAAGGCCCAGCACGAGCAGUAUGUGGCAGAGGCAGAAGGAAACCUCCAGCGGGCACGAGCCCUGGUGGACGUGAUGCAGAAGGAGAAGAUCGAGCUGCUGAACGAGCUGGAAGAGGAGAAGAGGAAAGUGGAGGACUUGCAGUUCCGUGUGGAGGAAGAAUCCAUCACAAAGGGGGACCUGGAGACUCAGACGCAGUUGGAGCAUGCCCGAAUACGGGAGCUCGAGCAGAGCCUGCUGUUUGAGAAGGCACAGGCUGAAAAACUCCUCAGAGAAUUAGAGGACACCAGGCUGACCACAGUAGCAGAGAAGUCCAGGAUCCUGCAGCUGGAGGAGGAGCUGAGCCUCAGGCGCAGCGAGGUGGACGAGCUCCGGCAGUGCCUGAGGAGCUCUCACCAAGCUGAGACCCCUGAGCACAACCUGGGCUUGCAGUCAGAGGCUCUUCGCCUACGAGAUCAGCUGCUGUCUGCCAACAAGGAGCAUCAGAAGGAGAGCAGCCAGCUCAAGGAGAAGUAUGAGAAGACAUUAAAGAAGUACCAGCAGGAGAUGGAGAAGCUGAAAUCUGUCAAUGAGAAGUACUCGCAGGAGAUCGUGGACCUAAAGCAUAAAGUUCAGCAAGCCACUAAUGAGAACAUGGGGCUCAUGGACAACUGGAAGUCCAAGUUGGACACGUUAGCUUCUGACCACCAAAAAUCUCUGGAGGACCUGAAAGCCACAUUGAACACAGGCCCUGACAGCCAGCACAGGGAGAUCGUGGAACUGAAGGCAGUGGUGGAGAGUAUAAAGAUGGAGCACCAGCUGGAGCUGGAGAACCUGAAAGCAAAGCAUGACAUUGAGACAGCUGUUCAUAUAAAGGAGAAGGAGAGCCUCAAACUGAAGUUGCAGGAGGCUGUGGAUGAAGUGGAAAAAAACAACAGUGACUGGAAAAUGCAACUGGAAACCAAAAGCAACCAGCACCUUCUUGAGCUCCAAGAUGUGAAGGACAAGUGUCGAGAUGCUGAGCUAAGGAUGCAUGAACUGGAGAAACUUCAUGAGGAAUAUAAAGAUCAGACCCAGGCAAUAGCUUUCUUGAAAGAGCAGAUUUCUUUGGCCGAGAAGAAGAUGUUGGACUAUGAAACACUACAGAAAACAGAAGCCCACAGCAAGCAGGAGAUCCACAGAUUGCAGGAAAAAGUGCUUGUCUUAGAGAACCAGCUGCAGUCCAUGGAGGCCCUGCAUCCUUCUCAGCAUGCAAAUAUGAUUGAAACGAAUGAUAUCUCAGAAGAAAAGAUAAAGAUGAGGCAGACUAUGGAAGACCUGCAAGACAAGCUGAGUAAGAGAGACAAAGAGGUGUCAUCUCUGGUGUCCCAGACUGAGGCUCUAAGGGCCCAAGUAAGUGCUUUGGAAAAUAAAUGCAAAACAGCAGAAAAGAAGGCUGAUUCAGUGUUAAAAGAAAAGAAGAGACUGGAAAUUGAACUGGAAGCCUUGACCAAGAAAACCCACGAUGCUUCAGGGCAACUGGUCCUGAUCAGCCAGGAGCUACUCAAGAAGGAAAGGAGCCUGAACGAGCUGAGGGUGCUGCUACUGGAGGCCAACCGGCACUCGCCCGGGCCGGAGCGGGACCUCAGCCGGGAGGUGCACAAAGCCGAGUGGAGGCUGAAGGAGCAGAAGCUCAAAGAUGACAUCAAAGGGCUGAGAGAGAAACUGGUCGUGCUG
Molecule: messenger RNA, 2211 nt
Organism: Merops nubicus (carmine bee-eater)
Lineage: Eukaryota; Metazoa; Chordata; Aves; Coraciiformes; Meropidae
Gene: CLIP2
Product: CAP-GLY domain containing linker protein 2
Exons: 11
Biological process (GO): cytoplasmic microtubule organization
Cellular component (GO): nucleus; microtubule plus-end; cytoplasm
Molecular function (GO): microtubule plus-end binding
Source: RefSeq, a predicted model, not a curated record